AUGAUUGGAUAUGCAAACAAUGGAUACCGGCUAUGGAACAAUGAAAAGAGAAGAGUAGAAAUACACAGAGACAUAAUAAUAUUCAAUGAGAAUAAAGAAGAUAAAAUAAAAUCAAAUGAGAAAAUUAAGAUAACACAGAAUAUAAUAAAUACAGAAGAAGAUAUAAUAAAUACAGAAGAAGAUAUAAUAAGUACAGAAGAAGAUAUAAUAAAUACAGAAGAAGACAUAAUAAAUACAGAAGAAGAUAUAAUAAACACAGAAGAAGAUAUAAUAAAUACAGAAGAAGCAAUAAGUACAGAAGAAGAAAACUUGAACUUAAGAAGACCAGUACAACAGAUAGAAAAGCAAAACAUAGACAUACCUAACACAGAACUAGGUACAAGAAGUCAAAGAACACGAAAAAUACCAGAGAAGCUUAAGGAUUAUGUACUACUUACCUACAAAGAAGCUACCACAGGAAUAGAAAAAGAAAAUUGGGAGAAGGCAAUAGAUUCAGAGAAGGAAUCAUUAAAGAAAAAUAAAACAUGGAGUCUAAUAGACAUAUCAGAGGCAGGCAGGCGUGGGUGA
This is a messenger RNA of Arctia plantaginis, 567 nucleotides long. The record is from the annotation of a GenBank genome assembly. Lineage: Eukaryota; Metazoa; Arthropoda; Insecta; Lepidoptera; Erebidae.